Pieris napi is the source of this 740-nucleotide messenger RNA. Its product is annotated as apolipophorin-3-like. Gene Ontology annotation, cellular component: extracellular region. The coding region runs from base 116 to 679 and encodes 187 amino acids. Lineage: Eukaryota; Metazoa; Arthropoda; Insecta; Lepidoptera; Pieridae. Gene Ontology annotation, molecular function: lipid binding. The record is from RefSeq and is a predicted model, not a curated record. Gene Ontology annotation, biological process: lipid transport. The transcript has 3 exons.
CACUGCGCUAUCGCCGUCCCCCUCCCCUCGUACCCCACAGCACAACUUAUAUACCACCGUCAAAGCGGGAACUCUCCAUAUUAUUUCGGACCUUCGUGGGACAAACAAUUACAAAAUGGCUCACAAGAUCGCUCUUCUCUUCGUCUGCGUCGUCUUGGCAACGGCGUCCGCUGGUAUGGUACGUCGUGAAGCUGACUCACCUCUGAAAGAUAUUCAAAAGCAUGCAGAGGAAUUCGGCAAGACUUUCAGUGAGCAACUCAACUCAUUGAUUAACUCCAAGAACACACAGGAAGUCAACAAGGCUCUAAAGGACGGUUCAGACUCCAUGCUGAAACAGCUCUCAGAAUUCUCCGCCACGCUGCAGAACGCGCUUUCUGACGCCAACGGCAAGGCGAAAGAAGCUUUGGAAAAAUCCCGCACCAACAUCGAGCGCAAUGUAGAGGAGCUCCGCAAAUCGCACCCUGAGGUUGAACAACAAGCAACUGCCUUACGCGAGAGACUACAAGGUGCAGUGCAGAAUGCCCUCACUGAGACUCAGAAGUUGGCCCGUGAAGUAGCUGCGAAUAUGGAGGAGACCAACAAGAAGCUUGAGCCUCAAAUCAAGAAAGCCUACGACGACUUAGUGAAGCAAGCCGAGCAGGUGCAGACCAAACUUCACGAAGUCGCCACCAAGCAAUAGAUCGUCUGGAUCAGCCCACCUCAUUCCAUACUAAAUUUAUAAUAAAUAGACUUUAAUUUUA